AUGUCCGCAAACUUCCACGCGCCCGCCCUCGUUCCCAUCCACUUCUACACCGAUCUCGUGGAAGUGCUGCCGCCCCCGCCCUGCGGAGAGCCGAUCUGGACCCUUGACCGCGAGUGCGACCAAUGUGUGAAGAGCAAAAAGGGCCAGUGCCGUGACUCCGCCAUCCCGGACCAUUGUCGCCUCUGCAUCCACCGGGACUGCAUGAUUUGGGGCUUACGCAUCGAUGGCGCGUUCAUCGUCCCCAACGUGGGGUUUGUCGGCUGGUUCCAGAGCGACACCAUCCAAAUCCGCUCUGGCCUCCCGGACACCACGGACAUCGUCGCCCAGGGCGCAGCCGACUUCGUCCUCACCUGGUUCAGGGACCAGGAUUACACCCGUGUAUUGGAGGCCUCCACACUCUUCAACUCCCCGUUCCCGAACAUCCCCUCUUACAGGGUGCACGAAAAGUGGGACCGCGUGUCCGCGCGCAGGCUCGCCGCCGACGUCGUUUUCCGCGGGGUGACUUCUAAGGAACCCUUGGUCUUCGACAGCACACGUGACGAAUGGAUCAAGGGGCCAUUCACUCGUGAAGAUCACAACUGGACGGCUCUACUGGGGGAUUCCUAUCGUAGAGUACGCCUGAGUAAUAUCCCACCCCCUGCCGCACUUGCUGCCGCUGCCGCCAUGGCCGCACCUCCCGCCGCGCCUCCUGCCGUGGCCGCGCCUCCCGCCGCUCCUCCCGCCGCGGCCGCUCCCACUCCCGCACCCGCUGUUGCUGCCGCCACCGCUCGCCCUCCCCCCGUCGUGAGUGGGCGCAUGUCCACGUCCACACGCGCGUCCGCACGCGCCUCGACGUCCGCACGCGCCUCGACGUCCGCGCGCGCAUCCACCUCCGCGUGUGCCUCCACCUCCUCCUUGGGCCCCGCGUCCCUCGCACCUCCAUCUCGUAGGGGCAAGCGCAAACUCGACGACCGCGACGACCGCGACGACCGCGUCGACUCCCAUUCCAGGAAGUCCGCUCGCUCGUCCAGGUCCGCCGAUGAUUGUGAAUACACCCACCCUGCCCUCCCCGACCUGUCUUUCCUGCCAGGCCUCAACAUGGAGGAGCUUGCCGCCUCCGCCCGCUACGUCCACGCUGCCGACGACGCCGUCCGCUGGACGCAGUUGCGGGGGAUCACGAACAUGCUGGCGUUCCACGCCUCAGGCCUCGCCACCACCGCGUCGAGACUGGCUAAGUGGGCGGAAGAGAACGCGCCCCCCUCGACCCGCGUCGACACGCCGACGUCGUCCGAAGAAAGCGACGAAGUGAACAACACGCCCGUCGAUGAAGACAACAAUGGCGACGACGAGUAUAUGGAUGAGUAG
Molecule: messenger RNA, 1344 nt
Organism: Epithele typhae
Lineage: Eukaryota; Fungi; Basidiomycota; Agaricomycetes; Polyporales; Epitheliaceae
Exons: 3
Coding region: 1-1344 (447 amino acids)
Source: RefSeq, a predicted model, not a curated record